GAAAGUAUUACAAUUGCGAUCUUCUGUGCUCUGUCAUAUGAAGCUGUUGCAGUCAGAUACAGCCUGUAUCAAGAAUUUACAUGUCGUCCAAAGAGCAUCGGUCCAAUGAAGUAUGUGUACUCUUUCGGGCGCAUUGGGGAGCACAAUAUUGUGAUAGCUCGGCCUCUUCAAAUGGGAACUGUGAAGGCCGCCCAAUGUGCAGCAACUGUCAGCCAACAGUUUUCAAAUGUCUGAUUCGCCUUGAUGGUUGGCAUUGAAGCCGGCAUCCCCAACCUCCCCAAGCAGGACAUCCGCCUAGGUCAUAUCACUGUCAGUAUCCCUCAAGACAAUCAUUCUGGUGUGGUGCAGUAUGAUUUUGGCAGAUAUGAGCAAGACGAAUUUGUUUUUAAAGGGUCUCUUGAUAAACCUCCACCGAUCCUAAUAAGUGCAGAUGGAUCAUUGGAAGAAGAUGAAAUAAUGAACAAAAGGCCCCUUAGGAAGAUUUUAAAAGAAAUCACCAAAAAUCAUCAAUUUGCUCGACCUAUUGUGAAUGAUGUUCUUUUUGAAAAUGAUUUUCACCACAUCAAUAAGGGUGCUGAUUGCGGUGGAUGUGAAGCAUCCAGUGAAAAGAAGCUUGUGCCACGACCUCUAUGCCAGCAACAGCAGCCAGUGAUUUAUCAAGGCCUCAUUCUUUCGGGUAAUGGAGUUGUUAAAGAUCCCGCACAUCGAGACCACCUACAUCGAGAUUACAACACCGCAAUCUGUUUUGAGAUGGAGGCAGCUGGCAUUGUGUAUGAGAUCCCAUGCCUAGUGAUUCGAGGGAUAUGUGAUUACGCCGACACCCAUAAACAAGAUGGGUGGCAUUAUUAUGCUGCUGCAGUUGCGGCCGCUUAUUGCAAGGCUCUCCUUCGUAAAGCCAAUGGUCAGGAUGCGGAACAGACAGGGAGCAUGAAAGAAUUGAUUGAAGGCCUGGACGGUUUGACUGAAAAAAUGAACAAGAUUUAGGAUACACAGAGGCAUGCAUUAUUUACAGCCAAGUUGCCAAUUACAGCAGGGGCGGCAU
This is a messenger RNA of Aspergillus glaucus CBS 516.65, 1042 nucleotides long. RefSeq lists its product as uncharacterized. Lineage: Eukaryota; Fungi; Ascomycota; Eurotiomycetes; Eurotiales; Aspergillaceae. The record is from RefSeq and is a predicted model, not a curated record. The coding region runs from base 244 to 984 and encodes 246 amino acids. The transcript has 2 exons. Gene Ontology annotation, biological process: nucleoside metabolic process. Gene Ontology annotation, molecular function: catalytic activity.